CACACACACACAAAAAAAAAAAAAAACGACAGAGAAGGCCAAACAAAGCACAUCUGUGGACCGGAUGCCUCCAUGCCCACCGGUUUGCGACCUUUGUGUUGGGCUCUUCUGUUCACCAGACACCCUGCCCUGCGAGAAUGUUUCUCAUCCUCUGCUGGAGCGGGUUUGCAGGCACAGGGAGGAGAGGGAGAGAAGAAAUGCAGGGACACUUAUGCAGAACCGUGAGUGGCCAGAGAGGAGAAGGAGGGUGAGUGGAGCAAAGAAGCCAUGACAACUUCAUAAUUCUGAGUGGACUGGGCAGUGGCCAGAAAUCCUGGUGGUGGAUAUGCUGCCUUUCCAACAGGUGAAUAUGAAAGAACAAGUCAAGCCCUGUUCAGGAUGCUGUUAAUUCCAGAUGUGAACUUUUUGAGUCAUUCUUUCCAUGUGGAAUUCAAAGGAGAAUGUAAAAAGAAUUUCAGGAGGAAAGUGCAAUAUCCCUGAAAGGUAACAAAGUUCAUAACAGUUAUUUACAUGCAACAUUCUCUAGUCAUUGAUUAAAUAGAUCACUACAGACUUGCAUGAGGCAACAUUCCUUAGUCUUAUUUGCCACAAUAUAUUUAAAAAUACUUGCUUACACAUCACUUUAGCUUGUUUAGAUGGACUUGUCACCAAGCUCUGAACUGGGAUUUCACUGUGUUGCAUUCAUGCUGCUCACGAGACACAGGACAGCCUUUCCUGCCUCAGGGAAGAAGAGAGAGACAGACUACAGUGAUGGAGACCCACUGGAUGUGCACAAGAGGCUGUCGUCCAGUGCUGGAGAGGACCGAGCCGUGCUGCUGGGGUUUGCCAUGAUGGGCUUCUCAGUCCUAAUGUUCUUCUUGCUUGGAACAACCAUUCUAAAGCCUUUUAUGCUCAGUGCUCAGAGAGAAGAAUCGACCUGCACUGCCAUCCACACAGAUAUCAUGGACCACUGGCUGGACUGUACCUUCACCUGUGGUGUGCACUGCCGCGGUCAGGGGAAGUACCCGUGUCUUCAGGUGUUGGUGAACCUCACCCAUUCAGGUCAGAAAGCUCUCCUACAUUAUAAUGAAGAGGCUGUCCAGAUAAAUCCCAAGUGCUUUUACACACCUAAGUGCCACCAAGAUAGAAAUGAUUUGCUCAACAGUGCUCUGGACAUAAAGGAAUUCUUCGAUCACAAAAAUGGAACCCCCUUUUCAUGCUUCUACAGUCCAGACAGCCAAUCUGAAGAUGUCAUUCUUAUAAAAAAGUAUGACCAAAUGGCUAUCUUCCACUGUUUAUUUUGGCCUUCACUGACUCUGCUAGGUGGUGCCCUGAUUGUUGGCAUGGUGAGAUUAACACAACAUCUGUCCUUACUGUGUGAAAAAUAUAGCACUGUAGUCAGAGAUGAGGUAGGUGGAAAAUUACCGUAUAUAGAACAGCAUCAGUUCAAACUGUGGAGUAUGAGGAGGAGCAAAGGAAGGAGCAGAGAAAUCUUUAGACUGUGGCCAAAUUAAAGUGCUGGCCUUCAGAUGUCUGUGAUUUCUGCAACUGAGGACCUAAUUAUGCCCGUCUGCAAACUAACAAUGUAAAAGGUAAUAAUUAAAGUUAAGUAUCAUAUUUUCAUGUGGGAAAAAAA
Molecule: messenger RNA, 1615 nt
Organism: Macaca mulatta (Rhesus monkey)
Lineage: Eukaryota; Metazoa; Chordata; Mammalia; Primates; Cercopithecidae
Gene: KCNMB3
Product: potassium calcium-activated channel subfamily M regulatory beta subunit 3
Biological process (GO): detection of calcium ion; potassium ion transport
Cellular component (GO): voltage-gated potassium channel complex; membrane
Molecular function (GO): potassium channel regulator activity; calcium-activated potassium channel activity
Source: RefSeq, a predicted model, not a curated record